Messenger RNA from Histoplasma mississippiense, 2466 nucleotides. RefSeq lists its product as hypothetical. Gene Ontology annotation, cellular component: cytoplasm. NCBI's taxonomy places the organism in Eukaryota, Fungi, Ascomycota, Eurotiomycetes, Onygenales, Ajellomycetaceae. Gene Ontology annotation, molecular function: protein serine/threonine kinase activity; ATP binding. The transcript is spliced from 3 exons. The coding region runs from base 1 to 2466 and encodes 821 amino acids. The record is from RefSeq and is a predicted model, not a curated record. Gene Ontology annotation, biological process: actin cortical patch assembly; actin filament organization; protein autophosphorylation.
AUGGCACUUGCUGUACCGCCAGCUGGGACCUUCGCCCCAGGGACGAAGGUUCAAGUCGGAAACCACCGUGUUGUGAUCGAAAAAUACCUUUCUGAAGGGGGAUUCGCUCACGUCUACGUUGUCCGCCUUCCGCAUCCGAUCGAUGGCGCCGAGACUGCUGUGCUGAAAAGAGUUGCCGUGCCAGACAAGGUCGCUUUGGCAAAUAUGCGGACCGAAGUCGAAACCAUGAAGAAGUUGAAGGGACAUCGGCAUAUUGUCACAUACUUUGACUCUCACGCAUCCCAGUUAAAGGGCGGCGGGUAUGAGGUUUUCCUUCUCAUGGAGUUCUGCGCCGGAGGCGGCUUGAUCGAUUUUAUGAACACUCGGUUGCAGAAUCGCUUGACGGAGCCUGAGAUCUUGAAGAUUUUCACCGAUGUUGCGGAGGGCACAGCCUGUAUGCACUACCUCAAACCCCCUUUGCUCCAUCGGGAUCUCAAGGUCGAAAACGUCUUGAUAGCGCUACAUGGGAAUUCGUUUAGCUACAAAUUAUGUGACUUUGGGUCGGCAGCGCCGCCACGCCCAGCUGCUGCUACUGCUGCGGAGGGGAGGCUGAUCGAGGAUGAUGUCCAGCGCCACACCACUCUACAAUAUCGCAGUCCGGAAAUGAUCGAUGUUUAUCGCAAACAGCCAAUCGAUGAGAAGAGCGAUAUAUGGGCGUUGGGCGUCCUUCUGUACAAGCUCUGUUAUUACACAACUCCCUUCGAGGAAGCUGGGCAGAUGGCAAUCCUGAACGCCAAAUUUAAGUACCCUGCGUACCCGCCUUUCUCUGAUAGAUUAAAAUUGCUCAUUGCGUCUAUGCUACGAGAGGACCCGCGAAAACGACCGAAUAUAUAUCAAGUAUUGCAGGAAGCGUGUCGCAUGCGCGGCAAAGAGGUACCCAUUACAGACAUUUACUCCGGGCGUUCACAUUCUGAGUCAAGACGCUACCAAAAACUUCCAUCUCCCAACGAAACACCAAAGAUAGGGGCCGUAUUCUCCCCACCCAUUCAGGAGACGCAGAUUAUUCCUGACAUAGCUCCUAUGAGGCGAGGGAGACCCACCAAACCUACCUCACAUCACAACUCAACCAAACCCAGUCCGUCGCCAUUAAGAGUCGCUUCAAAUGACCCAUUUGCUGCCCUUGACGGAGGCAAAGUGCCUAACGGAGACGAGCUCUCUUCCAGGUUUCCAACCUUGGACGAAUUUUCGCUCUUCCAUGACCAAGGGUCCAAAUUUGAGUUUGAGCCGACGGUGCCAGAAACCAAGCCACCCACGGAAGACCUUUCAAAACGAAUAACCAAUGCUCUCGCGGAUGAGGCCUUUGCCAAAGCCAAUCCGACUCCUGUUUCCCAGAAAAACCCGGCAAUAGGAUCACAGUCCAAAUCUCUCGGCGAAAAUAAACCAUUAGAAGAGAAGAUUUUGAUACCAUCUCCGGACUUACGCGCUGAGCUUACACGACAACAAACUACUACCCUACAUCAACCUAUUCCUCAAAAGCCAGUCAUGGUGUCCACUGGCACCAUGACAACUCCUUCCCCCCGCCUGCGUCCAUUAGAUAGCCCGCCUUUUUCUCAACGAUCCAAAUCCAGACUCCCUAAUUCCCUUGAAAAGCGACAUUCCGCCCAACAAUUCGAGAGCGAGAAUGAAAAAACCCCCAGCGGUCGUGACGUUUAUAUGUCUCGUGGGGGAUUAUUCAAGCGUGAAUCGAAACAGAACGCUUCGUUCGAAGAUCUACCGAGGUCACCGGUCUCGUCUAGACCGUCAUUAGAGGGAUCCCGACCAUCUGCUCUUGAUACAAGUGAUCCAACCGCUCGUUCUAAAUCGGCAAACUCGAAGUCCCGGCCUGCCAGUUCUUUCAUUGGAUCUAGAUCGGAGCGUUUUCGGGAUUUUGAUAGUCCGAGAGACUCCCUCGAUUCUAGCUUCCCUCGCGGUGGAUACGAUGGGAGUGACGUCUUACAUCACCCACGGUUGGAAACGGAUCGUGACCAUGAGCGAGCCAAUAUAUCGUCAGACAUUGAUUUCUUACGAGCCAAAGAAGUAGAAGAAUCAAACCGAAAACGGGAGAAACGUGUCAGUAGCGGGUCAAAACAUAUGAAACGUUCGAGUUUGACGUCUAUAUCUCUAUCUGGGACUAAGAAUCUACUCGCCGGGCGGUUUGGCGAUGCGUUCCGUCGUUUUGAGAAUAAUGCAGCACAAGAACGGACAAGCCGAAGUCCUUCCCCUGACAAUAUGAAUGCACGCCUCACUCCAAUAACAGGUUCAGAAGUUACUGAGAUGAGCGAUGAUGGCCGUGAAGUCAAUGAUGGCGAUAUCUCACCAGAGAUGCGCCGUGAGCUAGAGCGACGACGUUUAUCACUGGAAGAGAGGCGAGUGGCAAAUGCUGCUGCUGAGUAUCGCCAGCGGUUAGCGGAGCGGGAGAAGAUGGGGGCCGUGGUGGAGAAGGAUUGA